Molecule: messenger RNA, 1146 nt
Organism: Panicum virgatum (switchgrass)
Lineage: Eukaryota; Viridiplantae; Streptophyta; Magnoliopsida; Poales; Poaceae
Exons: 1
Coding region: 1-1146 (381 amino acids)
Source: RefSeq, a predicted model, not a curated record
AUGGCAGAUCUAGGCAAUAGCACACCACGGUCGGGAUCACAAAAUUCUGCGGAGGAAGAGGCCCAUGUCGCUAGCCUCCUGCAGAAGAUGAACCUAACGCAUGAUGAGGGUGAUUUUGCUGCCUUCAACGAUGAUGAGGAGGAAGCAGAUGACGUACGUGAAUGGGCCUUGAUCAGUAAGGCCCUGUCGCCAUCGACGCUCCACAUCACAACAAUCACGAACGCGAUGAGACCGGCCUGGGGCAAUCCCUUCGGGCUCACUCUGCGAUCAAUUGGUGAGAAGGGUGAGAAUCUCUUUAUCGCCGAGUUUGGAUGUCAGGAGGACAAGUUCAAGGCCCUGAAUGGUUCUCCAUGGAUGGUGGGGAAACAUGCUGUCAUCCUGAGGGAGUACGAUGAAACUCUAAAACCCUCUGACAUAUGCUUCUCGCGUAUGGAGAUGUGGGUACAUAUCCUGAAUCUCCCACUUGGCUGGAUGAAUGAGAAACGUGGCACUCGUGCUGCAGAAUUAAUUGGUGAAGUGGUAAAGAUUGAUACAGGUGAAGAUGGUAAGAUCAGUGGCGAGUUUGUGCGAGCACGGGUUGCCAUAGACAUUGAGAAACCUCUACGCCGAGGGGUGCUCCUGAAGACUGAUCGUACCAAGCCACCUGACUGGUAUGAAAUCCAAUAUGAGAAGCUUCCUUUCUUCUAUUUCUCGUGUGGCCUUUUGGGACACAUGCAUCUUGAAUGCCCCACCCCAGCACCAAGAAAUGUGCUGGGUAAACUCCCAUAUGAACUUAAGCUGCGUGCACCUGAUGAUUGGAGGAAAAAGCCCCAGAGCUUUGGAGCUGCUGCAGCGGAUUCUUUUGGCAACUCUUCAGGCAGUGGACGUACCUCUACUACAAGGCAAAGCUCUAAUGCACACCCGCAGACACCUGAAGAAGGAAAAGGAAAGGGGAAGGCUGAUGAUGAGGAGGCCACUUUGCCGCUGAAGCAGAAAGGGAGGGCCUAUAGCAGGAAAGGAGCCAACCCAAAAAAUGUUUUCGCAGAGAAAAAACAAGCGGAUGUUCUGGGACAGCGCAAGAGGAAGCCAGGGGAGAAUGCAGUGUCAGAACAAAAAACUCCAGCAGCCUCCCCAAUUGUGGUGCCCUCAGGUUUGGUGAGUGACUGA